Molecule: messenger RNA, 438 nt
Organism: Penicillium maclennaniae
Lineage: Eukaryota; Fungi; Ascomycota; Eurotiomycetes; Eurotiales; Aspergillaceae
Exons: 2
Coding region: 1-438 (145 amino acids)
Source: RefSeq, a predicted model, not a curated record
AUGAACCGAAUGCCAGCUAUCUCUCAUCCGAAUUUCAUCCUAGCCCGCACCGGUGAUGUACCUGAAAACUUGCUCGAGUUCUCUCGCUGGCACCAAAAUCUGGUGGCCGACAACGUGAAAUUCUUUGCUCUAUCUUGGGAAAGUCCUCAGGAUGUUGAUCAAACGUACCGCGAGAGCCUAAGCCAUGAGUACGAACGAGAGCUGAAUUUGUUACUUGAUUCUCUUCCCAUUCGAUUCCAUCCAUUGAUCAAGAAAUCUUUAGACUUAUUGUCGGCCAUCUUCUCUCUUCCUAUGGUGUUACUACAUAAUAAUUUUGGUUCUUUCAGCAUGCUGGUAGAUGAAAACUCUUGUAAUCUGCUCGGCGUUAUUAAUUGGACCGAAGCUGAGAUUGCCCCAUUUGGUAUAAAUCUCUACACUCAUGAUCGGUUGAUAAAGUAA